GUUUAAGUCGCGCUGUGAUCCGUUAGGGCCGCGCCUGGCUUGCAGGCCGCCAGCUCCAAACAGAUGAACAGGGGAGCCCGGGAGCCCGGGGGCCCGGGUUAGACGACGCAGAACCAGAGGGCAGCGCGCCAUCCCCAGGGCACCGUCCCUGCGCCGGCAGCUUGUCCCGGACCCCCCGGCUGGGUGGGGAAGGGCUGCAGGACGGGGCGGGCCGGAGGCUGCUGUCCCCGCCUCCCAAGCCUUGGGCUCGCCGCGUAGCGCAGUCCUCCGCCUUCCUUGCCUUCUCGUCCCCCUCCUUCCUUCUUUCCUUCCUUCCUUCCGCCGGGCGCUAUGGAGCCGGGGCGCGGGGCGGCCGCGGCGCUGCUGGCGCUGCUGUGCGCGGGCUGUGUGCUGCGCUGCGGGCGCGCCCAGUACGAGCGCUACAGCUUCCGCAGCUUCCCGCGGGACGAGUUGAUGCCUCUCGAGUCGGCCUACCGGCACGCGCUGGACCAGUACAGCGGCGAGCACUGGGCGGAGAGCGUGGGCUACCUGGAGAUCAGCCUGCGGCUGCACCGCCUGCUACGCGACAGCGAGGCCUUCUGCCACCGCAACUGCAGCGCGGUGCCCCAGCCCGAGGCCGCCGCCGGCCUCGCCCACUACCCCGAGCUGCGCCUCUUCGGGGGCCUGCUGCGCCGCGCGCACUGCCUCAAGCGCUGCAAGCAGGGCCUGCCAGCCUUCCGCCAGUCGCAGCCCAGCCGCGAAGUCCUGGCCGACUUCCAACGCCGGGAGCCCUACAAGUUCCUGCAGUUCGCCUACUUCAAGGCGAAUAAUCUUCCAAAAGCCAUUGCUGCCGCUCACACCUUUCUACUGAAGCAUCCUGAUGAUGAAAUGAUGAAGAGAAACAUGGCGUAUUACAAGAGCUUGCCUGAUGCCGAGGACUACAUUAAAGACUUGGAAACCAAGUCAUUCGAGAGCCUGUUCAUCCGGGCGGUGCGGGCCUACAACGGCGAGAACUGGAGGACGUCCGUCACGGACAUGGAGCUGGCCCUUCCCGAUUUCUUCAAAGCCUUUUACGAGUGCCUCGCAGCCUGCGAGGGCUCCAGGGAGAUCAAGGACUUCAAGGAUUUCUAUCUUUCCAUCGCAGAUCAUUACGUAGAGGUGUUGGAAUGCAAACUACAAUGUGAAAAGAACCUCACCCCCGUUAUAGGAGGCUAUCCGGUGGAGAAAUUUGUGGCCACCAUGUAUCAUUAUUUGCAGUUUGCUUAUUACAAAUUGAACGACCUGAAGAACGCAGCCCCGUGCGCAGUCAGCUACCUGCUCUUUGACCACGACGACAAGGUCAUGCAGCAGAACCUGGUGUAUUACCAGUACCACAGGGACAAGUGGGGCCUCUUGGACGAGCAUUUCCAGCCCAGACCAGAAGCAGUUCAGUUCUUUAACGUGACUACACUCCAGAAAGAGCUGUAUGACUUUGCGAAGGAAAAUAUAAUGGAUGAUGAUGAGGGAGAGGUUCUGGAAUAUGUGGAUGACCUCUUGGAGCUGGAGGAGACUGGCUAGUCCGCAGCAGAGAGAUGCCCCUCGAUGUUCAGGAGACAAAGAUUCUUCAUCUUCCUUUCCCCAGUAGCCCACGUUGUUGAUACCUCAAAGCCUUCUCUUUACUCUGUGAAGUGAAAGGGAAGCCUCAGCUCUCACUACAUACAAUAAGGGGUGAGCCUGCCUUCCCCGUGACCACACCUGCCUCCCCAGGGUGGGCCCAGGCUCACACCUGUCUCCCUCCCCAUCUUCACACCUGCCUUCUCCAUGUUCACGCCUGCCUUUCUCACCAUUUUGGUUGGAAGGACAGUCUUCCAUUUUUUUCCCCCCAGAGAAUCACUAUUAUUUUUUAAAUAAGAAAAAUACGCCUAAAAUUA
Messenger RNA from Odobenus rosmarus divergens (Pacific walrus), 1889 nucleotides. It is a transcript of the gene CRTAP, whose product is annotated as cartilage associated protein. Lineage: Eukaryota; Metazoa; Chordata; Mammalia; Carnivora; Odobenidae. Gene Ontology annotation, molecular function: collagen binding; protein binding. Gene Ontology annotation, biological process: collagen fibril organization; peptidyl-proline hydroxylation to 3-hydroxy-L-proline. The coding region runs from base 331 to 1536 and encodes 401 amino acids. The record is from RefSeq and is a predicted model, not a curated record. The transcript is spliced from 7 exons. Gene Ontology annotation, cellular component: endoplasmic reticulum.